AAGAAACACACUUCGUUCCUUGCUCCACUUUCCCCCUCCAUCCUUCUUUCCCUAGUACCCAACAGCGGUGUCAGAGUACUACCAAGUGACAGCGACAGCUGCUCACGAACUCGCCGUCAGAAUGGACAAGGAGAAGCUCGCAAAGCUGCAAGCGCAGGUUCGCAUUGGUGGAAAAGGUACCCCACGACGAAAGGUCGUCAAGAAAUCAGCUACUGCUUCUCAAGGCGAUGACCGAAAAGUUCAAGCUCAAUUGAAAAAACUGAACAUGUCAGAUCUUGGAAAAGCCGAUGAGGUUAACAUGUUCAAAGAGGAUGGAAACGUUUUACAUUUCAGUCAACCAAGGGUCCACGCAUCAGUCAACAAUAAUUCUUUAGUCGUUUAUGGUGCUGGUCAAACUAAAGAAUUAACCGAACUCGUCCCUGGUGUUUUGAACCAACUCGGACCCGACUCACUCGCCAAUCUUCGUCGUUUGGCAGAAUCAUACCAAAGUAUGACGGCCCGUCAAGCUGCCGCUGCGGCGGCUGCUGGCGGUGCUGGUGCAGGAGCAGGAACGGAGAAAGAGGGUGAAGUUGAUGAUGAUGAGAUUCCAGAGUUGGUAGAGGAUUUCGAAGCGGUUGGACAAAAGUCUGCUGAUUUGGAGACUUUAGAAUGAGCAAAGGGAGGAUGCAUCUGGUCAUUUUUCGUCGGUCAUCGAUGUUUUCGCGGAAGAGCUAGAUGGGUGGUUAUUGUGACCAGCGAUAGGCAGACGGGGGUGAGAGGAAGUGGAAGAUGAUAAUUGUAUCAAGAUGCAGCAGAGGAGUAUCUGAU
This is a messenger RNA of Tremella mesenterica DSM 1558, 807 nucleotides long. RefSeq lists its product as uncharacterized. The transcript is spliced from 4 exons. Gene Ontology annotation, cellular component: cytosol; nascent polypeptide-associated complex. Bases 122 to 652 code for a protein of 176 amino acids. NCBI's taxonomy places the organism in Eukaryota, Fungi, Basidiomycota, Tremellomycetes, Tremellales, Tremellaceae. The record is from RefSeq and is a predicted model, not a curated record.